Lingula anatina is the source of this 2148-nucleotide messenger RNA. RefSeq names its product solute carrier family 75 member 1. Lineage: Eukaryota; Metazoa; Brachiopoda; Lingulata; Lingulida; Lingulidae. Gene Ontology annotation, biological process: transmembrane transport. Gene Ontology annotation, cellular component: brush border membrane. Gene Ontology annotation, molecular function: transmembrane transporter activity. The record is from RefSeq and is a predicted model, not a curated record.
AUGAGGAAGUCACGACUCACCGUCAAAAUGUGGGUCUCUUAUGAUUGUGCUUCGGUGUUGUGAUUCAACAGACUCGAUCACACAUAUGAUGUGUACUUAACAAUAACCGGGUUGUAUUCAUGCAGAAGCCUGCGCGAGUGACAGAAUAUAUCCAGGGAUUGAGAAAAUACUCAAAAUGGCCACAAGUGUAAGUGAAAAUGGCAUCAACGAAACUGGAGAAAAAGUUGGGACCAACAAAUCUUCAAAAAUGGUGUAUGUUGUGUUCAUCUCCUUGAUAAUUGACUUGCUUGCAUUUACGAUGAUUCUUCCACUGCUACCCUCUCUACUGGAUUACUAUGGACACCAUGAUGAGGGAGGCCUAUACCAUGUGUUACUGCAAUAUGUUCAUAGCUUGAGGUCACUGAUAGGAGCUCCUGACACGCCAAGGUGGAACUCUGUGCUCUUUGGAGGUUUGAUUGGUUCCCUGUUUUCCCUGCUGCAGUUUUUAGCUUCUCCCAUGAUUGGCGCAGCAUCAGAUUACUAUGGCAGAAAACCAUUGAUGUUACUGAAUUUGAUUGGUAUUGCUGUUUCCUAUGCCAUAUGGGCAGUAUCUACUAAUUUCACAAUAUUUGUGCUGGCACGGAUAGUGGGAGGCAUCAGCAAGGGUAACAUCAGCCUGAGCACAGCUAUUGUGACAGACAUCUCCACACCACAGACCAGAGGCAAGGGAAUGGCCCUCAUAGGGAUUGCCUUUUCUGUGGGAUUCCUGAUUGGUCCAUUGAUUGGUGCAUAUUUUGCUAAACAAGUGCGAGAACAUGAGGGGAUGUUUUUUGUUGCUCCUGCUUUGUUUGCUCUCACUUUGGCAGUGAUAAAUGUGGUGUUUGUUUAUGCCUGCUUCAAAGAAACUCUACCACAGGAGAAAAGGGCUCAUUCUGUUGGCAGCAAGCUCCAGGAAGCAUAUGAUCUUAUCCAGCCAGUGUCACUUUUUAAAUUUUCUGCAGUACACCAUGCUAAAAAGUCAGAUCUGGAUCAAAUGCAAAGGAUUGGGCUUGUUUAUUUUUCAUAUCUCUUCCUGUACUCGGGUCUGGAGUUUACCCUCACAUUUCUAACUCACAAUCGAUUCCAAUAUGAUAGUAUGAAACAAGGGAAGAUGUUUUUCUUUAUAGGAAUUAUUAUGUCCAUAGUGCAAGGAGGUUAUGUAAGAAGGAUAAAGCCAGGCAAAGAAAAGAAAGUUGCUCUUAUGGGCAUUGGCCUAGUCAUUCCAUCAUUCCUUGUGAUUGGUCUAGCCUCCACUACCACUGUGAUGUACUGUGGACUGGCACUUUUCUCCUUUGCCUCUGCCACAGUUGUGCCUUGCUUGACCACUCUGAUGUCUUCCUAUGGUCAAGAUGACCAGAAGGGGACUGUGAUGGGGAUAUUUAGAUCUCUAGGGGCGCUGGCCAGAGCACUGGGACCAAUGGCUGCAUCUAUUGUUUACUGGAGUUUAGGGUCCACAGCCUGCUACUCUAUAGGUGGUGUGUUACUGGUGGCUCCUCUGCUUAUACUGAGGAAACUUGACUUAAAAAAGAACACAGAAUAAGUCUGUUCCAUUGGUUUUGUAUGUUCAACUAAAAGCCAGUUGUUGGUGAUGUAAAAGGUGCCUUUUCUUCCUACACCCCAGAAUUUAUAUUCACAUUUUUUGCUUUGGAAAAAAUACUCUUAAAAGAAAUAUAUUAAGGGUGUUUUUUCUUCUUUUGUGAGAGAAGAUUUCACAAGAAGACAUUUAACUUAUAUAUCUUUAUUAACAUUUGAAAUUAUUUAUUUAAUAUCCAAGGCAAAAAUAUUUUGUAACCAGUUGAUUAUGUAGAAUUUGAUAUAGUUAUUUGUUGAUCUUAUAAUAAAAAUACAAGGCUGUCUCAACUUAAUGGCAAUUGUAUGUAAAUUAUACACAUAACUGUUUUGUCAUUUAUAUUAAAAUAUAUUAUUAUCAAACAUAUCAUUAUUAAAUAAAAGAUUUUAAUGAAUGCUGCAAGAAUCUACAAGAUGUUGAUGUAACUUCAGGGCCAGUGUGGCAAUAUGGGGACAAAAUAUCUAGUACAGGUGAUCGUGCUUUAUAUAAUCUGCAUUCCAUAUGCAAAUAUAAAUAUACAUGUAAAUGCUAUUAUAAAGAAUAAAAUUUUAUAUUCACAA